Molecule: messenger RNA, 2316 nt
Organism: Pantherophis guttatus
Lineage: Eukaryota; Metazoa; Chordata; Lepidosauria; Squamata; Colubridae
Gene: PPP1R3E
Product: protein phosphatase 1 regulatory subunit 3E
Biological process (GO): regulation of glycogen biosynthetic process
Cellular component (GO): protein phosphatase type 1 complex
Molecular function (GO): protein phosphatase 1 binding; glycogen binding
Source: RefSeq, a predicted model, not a curated record
GACCCCGUCUCCGUGAGAGCAAGGACGAGUCUCGUGGAAGGGUUGAUCAAGGACUGUGAUCCCUAAAGGUAACCACGACUAAACGAUCACAAUAGACUGGACAGGGCAAGUGAGUUGGGCUGUAGGGAAGAGGGGUCGGCAACUUUGCUCCUAUGGCCCGUGCUCCGCCUUCCCCUUUGACCCCCAGCAACAUUCCCCGCAACUUAAGCUACAUCGCUGGCUUGUACGAGAGGGCCUAUUAUCGCACGGCCCGUCCGAGCAUUGCGGAGGAUUCGGGAACCGAAGGCUCCGAAUCUGAGUCUGAGGGCAGGCCACGAGGCAGGACCCAGAGGAGACGCCGCCAUCUCUUCCAGGGGUCCAAAAGAAGGGGAAGGCGCCGGACUCGCUCGGCCCCGGCUCAGGGUAGGAUACGAGGAGUAUCACGCAGCCGUAGCCCUGGGACUCGCAAGAGGGUGCGCUUCGCCGACUCCUUGGGCCUGGAGCUGAUCAGCGUGCGGCAGUUCUGGCCUAACGAUCUCCCACAGGUGCCAGAGAGGGUCCACAACCAGCUGAGGCGCGAUUCACUCAGCCACUUCGCGCCGUGUCUGCCGUUCUGCCCACCAGUGAAGGAAUCUUUGAACCUGCAGACUCGGCUGCUGGAGCCAAUGUUCCCAGAUCCUGUGAGCAUGCCCGAUUUCCUGCCCCGUCUUCUGGCUCAGUGCGUGCUGCUGGAGGGUGUCCGGGCCGAGGGAUCCUGCGUUUCUGGUACCAUCCGUGUGAUCAACCUGGCCUAUGAGAAAAGGGUUUCUGUGCGAUACACCUGGGACUUUUGGGCUACCGAGCACGAAGCUCGCGCCUCUUACGCCGCCCCUGCAGGGCGGGACCGGGACCACGCCGACCGCUUUGCCUUCCGCCUGCCUCUGCCAGUCCCACUCUCCGCAGGGGUGGUACUCGAGUUUGCCCUCUGCUACCUGGUGGGGGGGAAGGAAUUCUGGGACAACAACCAGGGACGUAACUACUCUCUGCGGCCGCCUCCUUGCGUAGCCGAGGAAGACGAAUUCCCCAGCCCCAUUCAAGAUUGCUGUGAAACUGGCUGGAUACACUUUCUGUAGGCAAAGCUCCGCCUCCAGGAGAGAAGGAAAGACGGGGAGACUUGUUGAACCUGAAGUUUGAUAGGAAAAGUCGAAGAUCAAGGUUGAAACACAAAGAUACACAGGCAUCUGGGCACACACCCACCACCACACCAGAAUCGAUGCAGACACUUGGAUUUGCUUCCCGUUCCUCAGCGGGCUUUUCACUAAAUCAAAAUCCACUGCUUGUAGCUUUUGCGAUCACCGACAGACCAUUCACACAACCCCUGACAUUGGGCUAUCGCCUUGCAAGGAGGACCACUCUUUCUUUUGACUUGCGGACUUGCUUGCAAUCCAAAUCCAGUGUCGAUGUUGAGUGGGGACGUCACCCUAUGGGGGGGGGUCUCCUCCAAAAGAGAUGUCCGUGAGAAAAGGAUAUUAAAAAAACUCAAAAUGUUAGCCACAACGAUGUCAUCGAAGAUCUGAGUUCUACUCUCCCAUCUUGUAAAGUGACCUUUGAUACCCUGGAGAUUUUGGAGAGAAAGGGAUCGGGAAUAAAAGAGAAUAAGAGAAGAGCAAACAAAGAUGAUUUGGGGACUGGAGGCUAAAACAUAUGAAGAAUGUUGCAGGAAUUGGGUAUGUCUAGUUUAACGAAAAGGACUAGGGGUGACAUGAUAGAUGUCUUCUAAUGUUUGAGGGUCUGUCACAGAAAAGAGGGGGGUCAAUCUAUUCUCCAAAGCACCUGAAGACAGGACAAGAAGCAACGGAUGGAAACUAAUCAAGGACAGAAGCAACCUAGAACUAAAGAGAAAUGUCCUGAUAGCGAAUACAAUUAAUCAGUGGAAUGGCUUGCUUUCAGAAAUUGUGGAUGCUCCAUCACUGGAGACUUUUAAGAAGAGAUUGGACAAUCCUUUCCUGCUGGAGCAUGGGGUUGGACUAGAAGACCUCCAAGAUCUCUUCCAACUCUGCUAUUCUAUUCUGUUCUGUUCUGUUCUGUUCUUUUCAAAUGUCCACCUUGUAUAUUGUACACUGGGGGGAAAAAACCCCAGAUUCAUAACUACGUCGAUGAAAGAACAGAGUUUUUCUUCAAUUUCCUGUUUUCCUCGGCUUGGGGAAAACAUUCUGGAUCUCCAUUCCAAGGGACUCAUUCGCACAUGCUGUUUCCACAUUUUUCUGCAUGAAUGUAUUCACACUUCUCGUCGCAUCCUAUGUUAUUUCUAUGCUGGCUGGUUAAAGGAGAGAAAAAAAAAAUCACCCUUGUUAUUCC